AUGGCGCUAAGCUGCGAAGCCGAGUCCUCAUCCGCCGCGAUGAAACGAUUUCGUAGGCAUCGAUCAAGCAAAGCGCGCAGGCUCAAAGCUACCUGGGCAUCAGCAAUACUCCUUUCAGCAGCUACGACCGGCGUCGACGCAUUCCUUGGCAUCGGAGAGAAGCGCUUCAAGUACGAGGGCCUCAUCAAUGCUGGAAGUCUAGGUCUCGACUCGAUCACAGGACAAGUAGCUGCUUGGGGGGACUACAACGGUGACCAGUUUUUAGAUGCCAUCGUCGUCGAUUCGGACCGCCAAACAGCAAGCAUACACCUGUGGGAUCACACAAGGUUCGGCUUCGAUCACAAUCCAGCGUGCUCAGUCCAAGUUGCAACAGGACAAAAGAUUAGCAAUGUCGUUGUAGCAGACAUCAACUAUGACGGCCGACUCGAUCUACUCGUCAUGUCCCAGAGCACUUCAAGUUCCUCGAAGCAGCUUUCGAUGGAUGUCUUCCUUGGCGCAUUAGACGGAAGUGGCUUCGACUCAAUACCCCUCACCGUACCGCCGUCAAUAUUGGCGCAACCUAUCACCAUUGACGCUUCUGGUGAUAUGCAGAUGGACUUGUUCGGAAUCCCCUUCACCGACAACCCAUCUACACCCAAAGACGCUUCCGACCUCAAAGUCUGGCGAAACUUGCUGGUCGGGUCCGCCAAUAACACAGCUGCUUUCGACAUCGCGGACUCGCCGCUGAUUGAUGCGACCCAGGCACCAGCCUGCAAGCUCGCUGAUCCUCACAGCUCCGCUUUUGUCGACCUCAACGGUGACUGCCUUGCGGAUCUUUUCCUUGUAUGCUCGGAGGAGUCCUUCCUCAGCUACAAGAUCACGUACCAGAUCUGGACAGCAGUGAAACCGAACUUGAAGGGGGAAGCCUCCGGGUUCAAGCUUGCUUCGUCGGGUGAUCUGCCACCAGGCACCGGCUCGCUGAGCUUCGGAGACAUUGAUCGCGACGGAACGAUCGACGUCAUCUUCCCCACUUGCGAUCGCAGCGGCGAUAAUUGUUUCAUCAAUGUCGCGUUCAAUCGACAGAUGCCUUUGUGCUCACCUCGCAUAGAUGGUCUGUUUGGUGGUGGACCUGGUUAUGGCUCGUUGUCCAACAGCAAGAGGGCCGGUAACGAAGCAGGCUCUCCAGAAGACGCUUCCUAUGCAAGUUCGACGAAGCGGAAACCCAGCCGACAAUGCAGAGAAGCAGAAGAUCUCUGUGUCGCCGAUGACAACUUCCGCAUCGACUUCACGGUCAGCAAGGACAAUGCCAACCUGCUGCGUGUUCCUGUCGAAAAGCUCACAGGCGACAGUCGCAUUUUAUUGACCGAUAACCUCGCUCCGUCUUACCUCAACUUUCCAAACCCGCUUCAUCUCGGCGACUACAACAAGGAUGGGUAUCCAGACCUUGUGCUGGUCACCAUACCCGAUCGGGCUGGGUCUGGAGGCCGCAACAGCCCGGCUGGCAAAGGCGAGACACGAGCACACAUCCUCAGAAAUCUCGAGUGCAGCAAGGUACCGGCGAGCGAGAAAGCAAAACUAGGCUGCUCGCCGGAUCGACCAGAAGGACGGACGUUCAUCAAAGUCACGGGAGGUGCCAAUGCACUAGAGGUGCUGAGGGAUGUGCGCAGUGCUAGUUGGCUUGACAUCGAUGAGGACGGCAGUUUGGACUUGCUCUUACAGCGAACGCCGUCAACGUCCGAUGGGACGGACUCGAGCCGUCGCAUCACGUUCAUCCAGAACAACUACUUCCACGACUCGUUCUUUCUCAAAGCUCUCACGCUCAAUGGUGCUUGUCAGGGCUUCUGCGAACCCGAGGCUGCGCCCAAGUUCCGUCCGUGGGGUACCAACUACGGAGGUGCUUCUUACAAAUUUACGGUGCUCGACCCUAACGGUGUACGAAGAGCUCAGCAGGUCGGACAGCUGCCUCAAACCGCGUACCGAACACUUCUGACGCCAUACAGCUACUUUGGCCUUGGACGAACGAACAAUUACGUCGAGUCGCUGUUCAUCGGGUCGACAAGGCGACAGAAGGAGCAUUACUUGGCACUAGAGGGUGUGAUUCCCAACAGCCAGGUUGUCAUCAAUCCGUGGCAAGGCGGUCGAGGUAGUGAGAACGAGAAGGGUGGACCGGGCACGUGGACGAAGCAGCUCUACCUGCAACCGGGAGACUGGAUCCCUUGGGUGACAGUGGUGUUGAUCACUACGAUUGUAGGUCUGGCUAUUGUUGUUAUUGUCUUGCACGUCAACGAACGUAGGGAGGAUGAGCGCGAACGCAAGCGCGCUGUCCACGCCAUCAAUUUUGAUGCCUUGUAA
Molecule: messenger RNA, 2331 nt
Organism: Ustilago hordei
Lineage: Eukaryota; Fungi; Basidiomycota; Ustilaginomycetes; Ustilaginales; Ustilaginaceae
Exons: 1
Coding region: 1-2331 (776 amino acids)
Cellular component (GO): plasma membrane
Source: RefSeq, a predicted model, not a curated record